Molecule: messenger RNA, 1137 nt
Organism: Uloborus diversus
Lineage: Eukaryota; Metazoa; Arthropoda; Arachnida; Araneae; Uloboridae
Product: short-chain dehydrogenase/reductase family 16C member 6-like
Exons: 5
Coding region: 82-1002 (306 amino acids)
Cellular component (GO): lipid droplet
Molecular function (GO): oxidoreductase activity, acting on the CH-OH group of donors, NAD or NADP as acceptor
Source: RefSeq, a predicted model, not a curated record
CACUGCGUGCUUGGAACUCAAUAACUAAAGAGGUCAAUUUUGACUCUUUUGAUCCUAGGAGGACAGACAAGGUACCAAGAGAUGAAAGAAAUUAUAAAAACAGUUCCUCAGAUUCUCGUAGUUUUAUACUACUGGAUAACAAGCAUUAUCCUAUAUUUUGUUCCAAAUCGUUUCAAGUACAAGGACAUUACUGGUGAAAUUGUACUUAUAACAGGAGCUGGAAGCGGCAUAGGCCGUCUUAUGUCAUUGAAUUUUGCCAAAAAAGGUGCAAUACUAGUUCUGUGGGAUGUAAAUCAGAAAGGAAACGAAGAAACUGCCCAACUCAUCAGAAAAGAAGGUGGCAAAGCUUACUGCUACAAAGUGGAUGUUACAGACAAAUCUGCUGUUUAUGAAACAGCCGCCAAAGUGAAAACAGAUGUCGGAAUUGUUUCGAUUUUAGUUAACAACGCUGGAAUAGUCGUCGGAAGAGGCAUUUUAGAUUUGGACGACAAGAUGGUUGAAAAAGUAUUCUGUGUCAACGUUCUGUCUCAUUUUUGGAUUAUCAAAUCGUUCCUGCCAGAUAUGAUCCGAAAUGACCACGGACAUCUCGUAACAAUAGCAAGCUUAGCUGGACUAGGCGGGCUGCCUCAAUUGACUGACUACUGUGCUUCCAAAUUCGCUGCUGUUGGUCUCUUGGAAUCUUUGUAUCUGGAACUGCGUGCUGAAGGCUAUAAGAACAUUCAUACCACCACCGUCUGCCCUUAUUUCAUUAACACAGGAAUGUUCAAUGGUGCACGGUCGAAGUUAUUUAACUUUCUUGAGCCAGAUUACGUGGCAGAACGUGUGAUAUCAGCUGUAUUGUGCAAUCAAGAAAUCAUUUUAAUGCCAAGAUUCUUUUAUGUGUUAAACAUUCUAAAAUCGAUGAUGCCUACUAAAUCAUUAUUAGCCCUUCAUGGUGCGUGUGGAGGAACUGAAGCUAUGAAUGAAUUCGAAGGGAGAAAUCCCAAACAGAAGUCUCAAUAGAAGGUUGACUUGAACAAUCAUUUGUACAAAGUUCUUCAUGAUGAUCAAAAAACACUUUACACUUACUUUAUAGAAAGUAACUACGGAUGCUAUGUAUUUUUAUAUUGAAAAAUACAUUAUAUUUUGCAGUAUCAA